UGUGCCAAAUAUUCUUUAUCUAUGUACGAUUUAAGCGCUAACCGAUUUCUUAACCCUGAAAAGGACACAGUGACAUUUAUUAUAACCAACUUUACGGAAUGGAGAUUGAUUGUUAUGAAUGGAGAAAUAAACGGAGGGAGCGUUCAUAUUGAAGUGUAAGUAGUGAGAGGAGGCCGGAGUCGCUGGAGCCCUGCCUGAGGGAAGGCAGGUCGCGAUGCGGCGCGGUGGCUUUUCAUUCACGAGUCGACAGCCGUGCGGGAGGUUGGUCGUUUCGUUCCGCUUCCGCGCGAACAUUUAACACGAUGUUUAUUGUUUGUCAACAAAAUAAAAUUGUUAACAUGUAACUUUGUGUUUGGUGAUUCCAUUAGACAAUUUUUAUUUUUUGUCCAGUUACAAUUGAAUAAAACAGGUGUGUCAAGUUAAAGUUAUAAGUGGUAGAAGAUGGACGGCGCGAACGCAGACUCAGAUCAUUCUAUGACUUGGGAGGACAUUUUCGGUAGUUCGACUGACUUGACACCCACACUCAUAGGUUACUACGACUCGUUAUUGGGGCCAGGGAAAAGUCUGCGGCCAGAAGACAGUCGACUUGAAACCGCAAAAGACGCAAGGAACGAUCCUCCUGUAGAACUUAAUACAAAAAACAUAAUGACAAACGAAAAAGACAACGUGGACUUAUCAAUAUCAGAUAAACGUUCAGUAGAUCCUUCAAGAUUAGCUGGCAGUGUAAAACUCCCGAUUGCUACGAUAAAUAAAAGUUCUCUUUAUAAUAAUCGAACUAAAAGUGAUAAAAUUGGUGCUAGUGAUGAAACGAGUAAGUGUAGUGUUAUAUCCAGUGAUACAGUUGUUAAAGAUAGUCAAAUACAAAGGACUUUUAAAGAAACAAAGUUUUCUGAUAUGUCCACAUUUGACAAACUCUCACCAAAUGUAAAACGGAUGAUAUCAAGUGCAACCGAGACAACAACAUUGAAAUUUCAAAAGAAAACCUCAAAUGUAGCAAGAUCAUCAACAAGACACAAAUCAAACAUUCCUCUUGUUGGAGCUACAUCAAAAAUAUCACAAUCAGGGGUCGAAAUUUUACCUUCAGUAGAAAUUUAUGACCAACCAUGUGAUAUAAGGAAUUUUGGGAAACAUAAAACUGGUGAUAACAGUCAGUCUCCAUCAAAAAUCUCUCAAGUUCAGUCAAAUCAGAAAUCCGAUAGCAAUGAAGCUUGUUACGAUGUUCCUACGAACAAUUGUCCCAUUAUUUAUGAUGUGCCUAGUGUUAAAAACAAGACUGCUUUUGAAUCCUUAUCGUUGCCUUAUAUUGAUCAAUCUAUCGAAGUUUCUAUAUCUACUAACGAUAGAGAAUUCGAUACAAAAUUGUCACCUAAAGAUAGCUCUCCGCAGAAAGCCGAAACCAAAAGUCCAACGCUUGAAGCGAGUCCUGCAAAAUUUGCUAAAGUAAAUAGAGGAACGAACAGUUUGUGUCGAAAAGACUUUACGAGGAUCGAAAGCUCGGCAAAACAGUUAAGAAAAACUGAAACCUAUCCCGAAGACAUAGGGUCUACAGGUAAUUUGAAAACCUGUGUAGUUACGGAGAAAGAUGUAACUAGGUUGAAUGCACCGUCAGUGGAUGUGUCUCGACCGCUGUCGAUGAGUUCCAUUGCUUCUUCUAGUUCGACGUCGAGCAGUGGUGUUCAAAAUAAAGGCGGAGUGAAUUCGGCGUACUUAGCUUCUAUAGAGAGUUUAGAUGAUCAUAGUGACGCCGACAUGGCAUCUGCUAAUGGAAGUAACAACUUUGUAAAUAAUGCUGGUAUUUUGAACACUAGCGUGUCUGAAGAAGGAAAUCCGGACAGCAUGACACGUCAUCAAAUCGUGGACGAGAUGUCGGGACUAUCUCAGCUGGAAAGAGUUUGCGCUGAAAUUGUUCAGACUGAAAAUGUUUACGUGGAGGAUUUACGGCAAGUAGUCGAGGGGUACCUGCAUGUAUGGCGGCGGGAGGCAACGUUUACAGACGACAAGUUAAAAGAAUUAUUCAACAACAUCGAAGAUAUAUACGACUUUAAUCGAUCGUUCUGUGAAGAGUUGAACAACUGUCGUCUGGAUGCUACAUGUAUUGCUCGUUGCUUCGUCAAUAACACUGGUACAGAUUCUGGCUUUUCCGUCUACACCUCGUACUGUACUGGUUAUCCCAUAACAAUGAAGAGGCUGGCAGCCUUAGCAUCAGAGCCGGACAGCGCAAGAGAGUUCAGGGAGAGACAACUGGCGUUGCGUCAUCCACUACCGCUCGCGUCUUACUUACUGAAGCCGGUGCAGAGGAUUUUGAAGUACCAUUUAUUGCUACAGAAUGUGGUGAAACAGUGCACGACUCGGGAGACGGAGUAUGCGUUGCUGAAGAUGACUGGCAUAGCGCAACAUAUUGAUGACAUGAAGCGUCGGCACGAGCACGCGGUGCGGGUGCAAGAGAUUCAAUCACUUCUAUACGGUUGGAGCGGUCCGGAUCUGACCACUUAUGGAGAGCUGUGCGCCGAAGGGACAUUCAGAGUGUUCGGCGCGAAGGCGAUGCGUCACGUCUUCCUCUUCGACAAGAUGCUCCUCAUCACCAAGAACAGAGAAGACGGCAUCCUAGCGUACAAGACUCAUAUAAUGUGUAACAACAUGAUGCUAGUGGAGGCCAUAGCGGGGGCGCCGCUGUCGUUCCACGUGAUCCCGUGGGACGCGCCGCGCGCCCAGCUCACGCUGCAGGCCCGCUCCGCGCGACACAAGCGCGAGUGGACGCUGCUUAUCAAGCGGGUAAUAUUAGAAAAUUACAACGCUGUGAUACCAUCUCAUGCAAGACAAUUGGUCAUGGAGCUUGGACAAAACAAAACAGAUGAUGACAUGCUGGCUGAAAAAUCACAUAAUCUUAUUACACAGGCGUCAAUGAGGAAACAGUUAUCCGCGCCAGAGUAUCUCGAAAAAAGAAAAUUAGAGAGAGAGAGACGAAGAACACUCGUCUUAGGAAACGGGAUACGAGGUUCAUCGAAGAAAGGAAAUCGAAAAUAUACUAUACCGAAUUCUAGGUCUGAAUCUAGACAUGAUUGUGAUUGUGCUCAAUUAUCAGCCGAAAAGGGUACAGAUUACACUUGCGAGAGCUGUUAUGUAGAUCUCUGUUCGGACUGUGAAACUGAAAUGUCUAAAGACAAAAUUAAUAGCGAUAAAUGUUGCUGUAGAAAUGAUGAUAAUGGUAUAUUUGGAGAUAAAUGUCCAGAAUGUGAUAGAUCUUUACAUUACAUAGAUUCUGGUAGCGCUGAACAUCUUGAAAGAAAACAGUCUGGUUGCAAAUGCUCCGAUUUCAAAUCAUCACAGGAGAGUUUUGGUAAAGAAUUUCCUGGGUCGUUAACAAAAACUAGAGGAUAUCAUUCGUCUGAUAAUAUAGUUGGUUACACGGAUAACUGUAAAAAUAAAGAUGAUUUAAAUGAUACCAAUAACUCUAUGGUAAAUGUGAGGAAUAUAACAAGAACAUGUCUGAAAUGCGCUAAAAUAAAAGAAAAUAUUGUUGUAACAGAUUCAACUAGUACAAUACAUUCUAGAAAAUCGAGAUGUAGUGACAUUGAAAAGCACAAGCCAGAUAUUACAAGAUCUAAGUCUAAAGACGAUCCUCAAAGAUCAAAAUUAUCUAAAAUAAGUACGUGGAGAAGAAAAUCAGAACCAGGAUUGCCUCAAAAUUCUUGUGUACCAUCAAAAAGAUCUCAAUACAGUGACAGUGAGAGAAAUGAUGAGAGAGGUUGUGAAAAAAUUGAAUUUGAAUGUAGAAAUUGUGGAUCUAAUAAAAUAAGUAGAAAAACUAAACAAGGAUUACCAAUUUCUGAUCUAGAAGUAGAAAAUAUCAAAAGGGAGCAUAAACCGAAUAUAGAAAUAAGGAUGUAUAACACAAAAAAUAUACCAAAGAAAAUAUCGAAAUUAAAGAAAAAUAGAGCAAAGCGUCUAGGUUCUGAUACUACUGCAAAAUUUUAUGCUGAUUUCUCUACAGAUGUGUCGACUGAAAAUAUUUUACACAUAUCAGAAUCAAAUGAUAGUCUCAACAUGGAUAAGACUAUAAAUGUGCCUCAAAGUACAGAUAUUAUAGAUUCUAUCAGUAAAGAUGAUGAUAUUGAUGAAGAAACUUAUAAGAAAUUAAUAGAAAAAACUGAUUCAUUCAAAAAGAAUGAACUAGAAAAGGUCAAAUAUUUAAAUAAACAAAAGGUUAUCACCGAAGGUACAGAGAAUGAAGAAAAAUCAUGUGAUAAUGAUCCAAUAGCUACAGAAGAAAUUUGUGAUGCAGAAAAACCAUUAGAGCAGAUAAUAUCGCAAUUGUUAAUGGAAAAUAGAGAAUUUCAAAAAUUAUUGAAAAAACAGCAGAGAAAUAGCGCACAUAGAAGACAUCAAAGAUUAUUAAAAUCGCAUUCUAAUCCUGAACAAGUAAUCUUACAAAGUAGUUGCGAUUCUCUUAAAUUAAAGCCAAAAUAUAAUCGACAAACUUCAGAAAAUUUGAAUUUAAAUAAAAAUGAUGACCAAGAUAAUACAGUAAAUGAUAUUUGUAUUGAAACUGAGGAUGUCUCUGAAGAAGACCAUAUAUAUGAAACUUUAAGAUGUGAAGGCAAAGAGUUAGAAAAUUUACAUGCAUUAAAUAAUAAGAGUAAGGUAAUUCAACAUCAUACACAUACAGUUAGACCAAGGAGAUUACCAUCGCCUCCAAACAUAGAUCAAGUUUCAAAAAAUUCGAAAAUUAGUGGUCCAGAAUCUGAUUAUGUAUAUUUAACAUUUGAUCAACUCAAUAAAUCAAGACCAGAAGAAUGUAUAUAUGAUGUUCCAGUAUCCCCAGUUAAAAUAGAUAAUUCAAUAAAAUCUAUUUACUAUGAGCAUAUGGAAAAUAAAGGACCCCCUACAUCACAUACGGAUAACUUGUACGAUAGUUUACAGGAAGUUUGUAGACGGAGAGAUAUUUCAAAUAAAGAACCAGAUGAUUAUUUACCAAUGUGUGCAAGCCAACAAAGUCCAAAUACACCAGAGAUAUGGCUUAGUCGACAGAAAGAACAUUUUAACGUUUCUAGAGAUAGAAAAUCUGGAUCAUUGCCGAGAAGUUUUCAAAUAAUUACAAGCAAUGAAGACGAAAAUAAUGUAAGUACAUUUAAAUGUAAACCUAGUAGUAACAGUAAAACAUAUUUAAAUAGAGAAGGAAAAGUAAUGAGUACAGAUAGACCAUUUACGAUAGCAUCAGAUAAAAGUGAAAUUAGUUACGAUGAUGUAGAAAAUUAUAUGAGCGAAGGGGAUAUACUUAAAUUUAACAAAAAUUUGAAAUCCCAUGAUACGGAAUUUACACAGAAUAUAAGUCAAUCAACUUUAGAAUUAGAAGAAGAAAUUGAUAGGUGCUAUAAAAAUAAUUUUGAAGAAAUGAAUCUGGAUAAGAACAAGAAUGAAAAUCUCUUGACAGUGUCACAGCCUAAUUUAAAUAUCUCCACCACGUCUUCCUGUGAAAUAUUACCUAGUGAUCAUAAUGACGUAAAUCCUACCGAUGUAGAAAUUAUACAUCCAGAACAUAAAAUAUACAAACCUAAUAGUAAUAUAUUAUCACUUAAAAACGUUUUAAGCCGUUUCAAAAGUCGAAAAAGUACUGAUGAUACAGAAAAUGCAAACGAUCAUGGUAGUCCAGAUAGUGGAAAAGGUGAUAUUAAAAGUCCAGUAAAUGAAAAAAAGUCUGCAUUAAAUCCUAGAAACUAUUCUAAAAAUCUUUUGCAAAGAUUUAGAAAUAUUAUUGGUGAUGAACAUCCAGAUGAUAAUCAAAAUAAAUCUGAGCCUAUAAAAACUCAGUUAUCUACCGAAGAUUCACAAAACAAUGCAAUAAAAAGUGAUAUACAAGUAGUAAUAACGUCAACAACAGAUGGUAGUCAAACUGUUUCGGUGGCUUCUGAUGUUUCUCACAACAAUGUACUUAGUAAAAGUGUUUGUGAAGAUACGACUUUAACAGCAAGUCAACACGAAAAAAAUAAUUUAGAAAUUUUGUCAUACAGUUGCGACAAUAUUCAACAAAAGACCGACAAGACACGACCUGUAUAUGAAAAAAGUGUUAGUUUAAUAACUAAUAUGUCCAGUGUUUUCAAGAGUGAUUCUUCUCCAUCUAAAUCUAAUAACAGUUCCUACCAAAGCUCAAAUAAAUUACCAAUUUAUAUGCAAGGAAGUAAACACUUAGGAGCUAGAAUAGCACAGUCUGAUUAUCUUGAUCCUACUAAAUUAACAAACGACAAAUCUGCAUUCAAUAAUGUCAAUAUUCUUAUUAAUAAAUGUGCAGUUAGACCAGAUAGCUUAUUCUCCAAUUCAUCAUUUGUUACUUCUUCCAGUGAAGGAACUUAUCAAGAACCUUCAACAAAAGCAAGCGUUAUCCAAAAUGACGAAGAGAAAAAUAAACAAGCAAAUACUGAUGAGAGUUUUUAUGAAAAAUCAUUUGAGAAAAUUGAACAAGUAAACGAUGAUGAUAUGUUUAGAGAUUCAGCUGUUUAUUCAGAUCAAGAAGAGGUAGAAGAAAUAAAAAUAGAUACAAGCUCUGAUAAAGUUGUAAAUAAAACAGUUACAAAACUAGAGAAUGUAAAACGUACAUCAUCAUUUAAGUCAUCUAUAACGACUGCAAACCUAAAAUCAAAUAGUUUGCAUACCCGAGUUUUAGUUAAGUCUACUAAAAUCCAAAAUAUAGAUAGUAUUGCGAACACAGCAUCUGAUCAAAAUACAGAACGAAACAAAUCUAAAAUUGCUCCGCCUGUUCCAGUUAAACCUAAAAUAUCUAAUAUUCAGUUUCAUAGUAAUGUGCCAACAAAAACUUUAGGGUUUAAUAGAAAUAAUACUUUAUUGAAACCAGAAGAGCACUCUGAGUCAGUUAAUGUGAAGACAAUUAAACGAAAUACAAAAUUCGAACAGUCGAUUGUCGAAUCUGAAUCAGUAACUAAUAAUAAAUUAAAUGUUAAUAACGUCAAUUUACAAAUUGAUAAAGAUCCUAUCACUGUAACUAAAGAAAAAUCAAAUGAGAUUAAAAGUGAAAUAGGAACAUCACACGGUAGUAUACAAAUGAAAAGAAUGGGUUUCGAAAGAGCAAGUCUAGAUUCAGCGACACGAAAAAUAAAAUCAGCGAACGAAAUGAAAAGAUCGUCGAUAGAACCUCCGAAGAUAAUGACAAAAUCUGUUCUACAAAGACGUUUGGAAAUAGAGCAGAUGACAAAAAGUCAAGUAGUAACGCCCAGCUCUAGUAUAAAGAAACCGACACCGUUAGCAAGACCUAAAUCAAUUAAUACAAAAGUGGCGACUUAUGAAAGAAGUAUUAGUGAAAGUGUGCAAGAAACAAAUUGUGUAGAAAGAGAAGACAUUCCUAUUAAUAGAUGUGUAAGUGAAAACAGUACUGAGACAAAUGUUGAUAAUGAAACAAAAAGUAGUUGGGUGAAGCAAGUGGUCCAUAAAUUUCAAUGAGCUUAAGGUGAUAUGUCCCUGCAUUUAAAAAUGAUUCCGUCUGUUUUUGUACUCAACUUUUAAAUCUCCAAUUUAGUAUUAAUACAAAAGUAAGGAUGUUGUUAAUCAUUGUAAAUAAGUUUGUGAAUUGUCAAACCUCUUGGAGCUUUGAUAUCUUGUGCCAUAUUAUGUGCAAGAUUAGUAAUGUUUUGGCUGUAAAUUAGCGGUCACCAUGCACAAAAUGUAAACCAACUACACAGUGUUUAAUGCUUAUUAUGCUGUAUGCUAUUUCUAUUAAAAAGUGCCAUUGCAAUAUAUUUUAGAUAAGCAUGUUUUUAAUUUCACUAAUAAAAAAUACAUUCACUAUUUGGAAUGUGGUAUAAAUAUUUUUUAUUAGUAAGGCCACUAAAUUAUAUUUUUGUGCAAUGAAAUCAAUGAAUUCACUUAUUUAUUUUUUACGAUUUAAGUUUUUUUUUGUGUAGCUACUAACACCAAAAAUAGAAUGUUCUAGUAUUAUUUUUUUACUAAUAAAUUUACGCAUUAUGUUGCUGUUUAUUUUUAUUUCGUUGUUCAAUUAUAAUUUUAAAUAAAAACAUAAUAUUGACGUUUUCAUGUACCUUAGCUUUCAAAGUGAAAAGUUGUUGGUUUGAGUUGGUAGGUCAAUUAUUAUCAGUAGUACUUAUUGUCUAAUCAUUAUUUAUAUAUAGAAUUUCUAAAAUGUUUCCGUUUUAUUUCAAUAAUAUCGUGUAUUGUGAAAGAAAAAUUAAAUAACAUAUUGUCUACUUUCAUUAAUAAAUAGGUAGUCCCCAAUAAAGUAUUCAAUCACAAUUAAGCUUCAAUUUUACAUCUGUAUUAUUAUUUAUUAAGUUAAACUAAUAUUAACUCUAACAUAAUUAUAAUGUACCAAGGGAAAUAUGACGUUUGUCGAAUGUGUAUUUGUUCUUUAGAAUAAUAAAAUGAAUUAUCGAUUGAUUUAUCUAUGGGAAUAUCAAAUACUUUUGUAUAAUUAUAUGAUCGACGUCAUAUUUCCUUCUAAUAGGUACGUAACACUUAAUUUGUGGAGACUGUUAGAACUUAGAACAAUUAGUUUACUUUCCGUUUAUUUUUCUUUAACUUUAUUAAAUAUUUUUUUAUUACAUCCAGAUUUUAAACAUCGAAUUCAUUCGUUAAUUAUUCUUAUGCUGGCCUUAUAAAAGACAAAACGGGACGGAAAGCCGUUUGCAAAUAUACCUGCAAACUUUUAAUAGUGCGUUUGCAAGAUUGUAAAAAAAAUAUAAUUAAAUGCAAGCCCUACACAAGCCCCAGAAAUAUAAUAUAACAAGUAAUACAAAUAAUAUCAAACGUUGUACGAAAGUGUUCAAAUACUGUUGUGAAUGUUUUAUAUGAUUCUGUAGUGAUUUAGAGAAUGUAAUGUACCUAUACCAUUAAGUACCUACUAAUUACACCUACCCUCAUAUAUUACGAGGUAUCUUUCAUAACAAUAAAAAUGUUUUUUUUUUCUUUUAUAA
Molecule: messenger RNA, 8936 nt
Organism: Galleria mellonella (greater wax moth)
Lineage: Eukaryota; Metazoa; Arthropoda; Insecta; Lepidoptera; Pyralidae
Gene: GEFmeso
Exons: 12
Coding region: 442-7449 (2335 amino acids)
Molecular function (GO): guanyl-nucleotide exchange factor activity
Source: RefSeq, a predicted model, not a curated record